AUGCCUGGAAGCACUGUGCUGGACAUGACACACACAGUGUGCAAGCUUUGCAAAACGAAGACCAAGCACUUCGGCAGCACAACAAAUGCGCGGGCUCAUAUUACUAGGCAUCACCCGGAGCUCAGCGACACGGAGCAGAGUCAGCCGCCAGCUGCAGACCAACGCACACUGCAGUGCUUCACGAAACUCCCUGCCAACUCCGAGAGGGCAAAAAUAAUAACUCGGUCUAUCGCCUGCUUCAUCGCCAAAGACCUAAGGCCUUACAGUGUGGUUGAGAACGAGGGGUUCGUCUGGAUGUUACAGACUGCGGAGCCGAGGUACGCCAUACCGUCCCGCAAGUUUUUCACUGAGACCGCUGUGCCACAGCUUUACAAUGAGACUAAAAGAAUGGUCGCCAGUGCCCUAACCAAAACGACCAGAGUAGCAUUAACAUGUGAUGCAUGGACAUCAAGAGCAACCAAGUCUUUUGUGACAUUCACCGCUCACUACAUAACUGAUACGUGGGUGCUCGAAUCCCGUGUUUUGCAAACUCGCGUGAUGCACGAGAGCCAUACAGCUGUAAAUGUCAAUGCCAUGUUUCACUCCGUUGCUAAUGAAUGGGAGCUGACGGUCUCGGAUCUGGUGAUUGUGACUGAUAAUGCUGCCAACAGGCUCGCCGCUGCACAGAUUGACAACUUGGCACACAUUACAUGUUUUGCCCAUACUCUCAACCUGGCUGCACAACGAGCUCUGAAGCUCACCACGGUGUCACGACUGCUUGGGAGGAUCAGGCGAAUUACUGGUUUCUUCCACCGCAGCGCCAUUGCAAAUCAUGAACUCCUGGAAAAGCAGAAACUUCUGCAGUUACCGGUGCUCAAACUGAAAACGGAUGUCGCUACACGCUGGAACAGCGCGCUGGACAUGAUCGAACGAUUCCUAGAGCAGCAGCCUGCUAUUUGUGCCGCGCUGCUCUCCCCCCAGGUGAGAAAAUCUGGAAGUGACAUCUGCACACUCAGCGACACCGACAUCUCCACUGCUGAGGAAAUAGCAGCGGUGCUGAAACCAAUGAAAGACGCAACCCACAUAAUAUUCAAGGCCCUGCCUUUCCUCACUGAGGAGGACCAUCUGGAAAUCCAUGCCAAUGUAGUUGCAGAGGCUGCAGCACUCGAGAGACAAGUGAACUCAGAAGAGGCUGAGGUUGAGUCUGAGACACCACAGCAAGAAGAAGGCCCUGCUCCAAAAAAAAGGCCCUCUGCACUGGUCACGCUAUUGGGCAAGACAUUUACUGAGGUCAGUGUUGUCCGUAGAUCUGCCAGCUCCAGAGCUGAAGAGGAACUGAAGAAGUAUCUUGAAGCCCCUCCCCUGUCUCUGUCAGAAAACCCGCUCAGCUGGUGGAGGACCCAUCAGACAGCUUUUCCUCUCUUAGCUGGACUGGGUAAGCGAUACUUGUGUAUCCCUGGCACUAGCGUUGCAGCUGAGAGAGUUUUCUCCACCGCUGGAGAUAUAGUAACAGCACAGCGAAGCAGUCUCACUCCUGCACAUGUUGAUCAGCUUAUUUUCCUGCAAAAGAACCUGAAUGUUGCAUCUGCAAAUGGACAGUAA
Messenger RNA from Rhinichthys klamathensis goyatoka, 1581 nucleotides. RefSeq names its product E3 SUMO-protein ligase ZBED1-like. The transcript is spliced from 3 exons. The record is from RefSeq and is a predicted model, not a curated record. Bases 1 to 1581 code for a protein of 526 amino acids. Gene Ontology annotation, molecular function: protein dimerization activity. NCBI's taxonomy places the organism in Eukaryota, Metazoa, Chordata, Actinopteri, Cypriniformes, Leuciscidae.